UAUAUAUGCAUCUCCAUCUUCAUCUAACUUUUACCCCUCUACCCCUCCAACCGUCGAAACUCUCACUUCCCUACCACCACAAUAACCACCAUCAGAAUGCCCUCACAAGACGUCCCCCUACCAGAGCCAUUUGCUUCUGUUCCUCGAGAAACCCUGACCUUCGGCCCCUCACCCAUCCAAUACCUCCCUAACAUCACUGCCGCGCUAGGCGGAAAAGUCAACAUCUACGCUAAACGCGAAGAUGUCAACAGCGGCCUCGCUUUCGGGGGCAACAAGACCCGGAAACUUGAGUACCUCGCGUCCGACGCCCUCGCUCAAAAGGCAGAUACGUUGGUGUCGAUCGGCGGCUUCCAAAGCAACCACACGCGGCAAGUCGCGGCCGUCGCGCGGAAGCUUGGCCUCGAAGUUGCGCUUGUACAGGAAAAAUGGGUUGAUUGGGACGACAAAAAUGGCGUUUACGACAAGGCGGGGAAUAUCCAGCUUUCGCGGCUGAUGGGCGCAGACACGAGACUCGAUAUGUCCGGCUUCGGGAUUGAACAUAAAUUGACCCUCAAGAACUUGGAGGAGGAAAUCAGAGCCAGGGGCGGAAAGCCAUAUUACAUCCCUGCAGGAGCAUCAGAUCACCCAUUGGGCGGCUUAGGCUUCGCCAGGUGGGCGUUUGAGGUUGAGAUGCAGGAGAAGGAGCUCGGUGUAUUCUUUGACACUGUGAUUGUGUGCGCAGUAACAGGGAGUACAAUGGCGGGCAUGAUUGCGGGCUUCAAGCUCGCGCAGAAAGUAAACGGGAGCCGCAAGCGGAAGAUCAUUGGGAUUGAUGCGUCAGCGACGGUGGAGCAGACAUUUGAGCAAAUAUUGCGCAUUGCAAAGUUCACAGGUGUCAAGAUAGGUUUGGACGAGGAGGAUAUCACGGCGGAGGAUGUGAUAUUAGAUGAUCGGUAUCACGCUGGUGUGUAUGGGAUUCCAGAUGAGGCGACCAUUGAGGCGAUCAAGUUUGGGGCCAGGACUGAGGCUUUCAUUACGGAUCCUGUGUAUGAAGGGAAGAGCCUGAAUGGGAUGAUGGAUAUGGGUUUAUUGUCUUGCUGCCGGAUUGUAUUCAGAGUAAAGUCGUAG
Aspergillus nidulans FGSC A4 is the source of this 1107-nucleotide messenger RNA. Its product is annotated as putative 1-aminocyclopropane-1-carboxylate deaminase. Gene Ontology annotation, molecular function: 1-aminocyclopropane-1-carboxylate deaminase activity; catalytic activity; pyridoxal phosphate binding. The record is from RefSeq and is a predicted model, not a curated record. Gene Ontology annotation, biological process: amine catabolic process. Lineage: Eukaryota; Fungi; Ascomycota; Eurotiomycetes; Eurotiales; Aspergillaceae. The transcript has 2 exons. The coding region runs from base 97 to 1107 and encodes 336 amino acids.